AUGUUUGCAACAAUGCUGAAGCUAUUCGCAAUUAUAGCAACCCUUUCAGGCCACAUCAGCGGCGUGACAGUGACAGUUCCCCAGAGCAUGGUGAACGUCACUGUUGGUGGAAAUGCCACUCUUCUCUGCACAUACACAACAACUGAGUCUCUGGAGUCAUUUUUCAUUCAGUGGAGUUUUUACAGUGCCAAAGAGAAACAACCUCUAACACAUUCCCCGUGCCGCAAUAUUCAGAGUAUGGAUGAAAAGUCAGUCAAUCAUUGUCAAAAGACGGUGUAUGUGACAGAUGCACGGGGGAGAUGUAGCUGGAAACACCAGAUCUAUUAUUUUCAGAAUGGACAGGCUUAUGAGUAUGGAGAGUUCAAGAACAGAAUAAACGGGACAACAAACCUAGGAAAUGCAUCAAUAACAAUUUCCAACAUGCAACCCUCAGACACCGGGUUUUAUACCUGCGAAGUUUUCAGCCCAAAAGAUUCAACUGGACAGAACCAGAAAUCAGUGGCUGUCAGUGUACUGGUCAAACCUUCACAGCCUCACUGUAGCUUACGGGGAACCCCUGAGACAGGCCACUUUGUCUCUCUCUCCUGCUAUUCUGAAGAAGGGAUGCCUGCACCUACAUACCAGUGGUAUAAAGUAUCAGAGGGGACCCACAAACCCAUGACAGAACAAUUCAAUACAAAAACUGGGCUUUUGAUUAUUGGUAAUCUCACCACCUUUGAAGCUGGAUACUACCGGUGCACAGCUAGUAACAGCCUUGGAAACAGCAGCUGUGAAGUUGACUUGACUGCAGCACAUUCGGAAGGUGGUCUCAUUGCUGGAGCAUUAAUUGGAGCAAUUCUGGGAGCAGUUGUUAUCUGCAUUAUUGUCUGGUUUUUAACCAAGAGGGAGAAGAAAAAGGAGAGAAAGGAGAAAGCAGCAAAUAGUGAAAUGCAACCAAUGACUCAGAAACAACAGGCAAAUGUGGAAUAUGCUAAUAUACCCACCCAAGAAAAUGAGUCUGUUGCCACAGCUACACCAAGCAGAGAAGCUAAUGCAGCCAAUGAAUACUCUACUGCUGCGGAAACUGCUGCCUCUGGAAUGCCUGAAAACAAUGAGAUGCAAGGAGUGGAGACACAAACAAGAGCCUAA
This is a messenger RNA of Emys orbicularis (European pond turtle), 1128 nucleotides long. RefSeq names its product V-set and immunoglobulin domain containing 1 (gene VSIG1). The coding region runs from base 1 to 1128 and encodes 375 amino acids. The record is from RefSeq and is a predicted model, not a curated record. NCBI's taxonomy places the organism in Eukaryota, Metazoa, Chordata, Testudines, Emydidae. Gene Ontology annotation, cellular component: basolateral plasma membrane; plasma membrane. The transcript is spliced from 8 exons. Gene Ontology annotation, biological process: maintenance of gastrointestinal epithelium; epithelial cell morphogenesis.